GCCAAACAGCAGCAGCGGUGAGGUGGCGAGGAGGAAACAGCAACAAAAAUUUACUUCCCUCUAUCGAGAAACUGUUUUCUUCUGGGUUCACUCUGACAGACUUGGAACCCUGAUGAUUGUGUGUAAGAUCACCUGCAGGGGCAUACUGAACUCUCACCUGCGUGCACGUCUGAGAAACCCCUGGAGCAGUCAAAACAUGGCACGACCAAGUUCAGAUCUGGCGGCCUUCAGGGAGAUUUUCUCUAAGGCUAAGCACAUAGCCAUCCUCACUGGAGCAGGGGUGAGUGCUGAGAGUGGAGUCCCUACCUUCAGAGGAGCGGGAGGCUACUGGAGGAAAUGGCAAGCACAGGACCUGGCCACUCCAGAGGCCUUCGCGAGGAAUCCCUCACGUGUCUGGGAAUUCUACCACUAUCGCCGUGAAGUCAUGCUCACAAAAAACCCUAACCCUGCUCACCUAGCUAUCGCCGAGUGUGAAGAGCGGCUAAGCAAACAGGCGCGUAAGGUCACUGUCAUCACUCAGAACAUUGAUGAGCUACACCGCCGCGCAGGAUCCAAAAACAUCUUGGAGAUCCAUGGAAGCUUGUUUAAAACACGGUGUGUGAGCUGUGGUCAUGAAUCAGCCAAUUACAAAAGCCCCAUCUGUGCUGCUUUGGAGGGCAAAGGCGCUCCAGACCCAAAUACAAGUGACGCUGGGAUCCCAGUACAGGACUUGCCCAGGUGCGAGCAGGCGGGCUGUCAUGGUCUCCUCAGGCCAGCUGUGGUGUGGUUUGGAGAGACUCUUGACUCAGACAUCCUAACACGUGUAGAGCAAGAGUUGGAUAACUGUGACCUUUGCCUUGUUGUUGGUACUUCCUCCAUUGUGUAUCCAGCAGCCAUGUUUGCACCUCAAGUAGCAGCCCGAGGCGUCCCUGUGGCUGAGUUCAACAUGGAAGAUACACCGGCCACCAUGCGCUUUAAGUUCCACUUCCAUGGCCCCUGUGGGACCACCUUACCCCCUGCACUGGCGCGCCACGAGACCGAAGGCAAAUGAGAAAAUGUCCUGGGCAUCAGCAUUGACGCCUCCUCAGGGCUUCAGGCAUGUGUCACCUUACAGAGACCAGACUGUCUAACACUGGUGGACUUUAUUUGGAAAAAGUGCCAUACUGAGGAUCUGGGGAUGAAUAUAAAAAGGCACCAUGAAGCAUUACUGGCAUAGGUUUUGCAAAAAGGCAAAUGACCAGAAGAAAAGGGGAGGUCAGCUGCCUCUGCGACAAAAGGAAAACAAUCCAAGCUAAUUGACACAGUUAAGGAAAAUGUCUGUGAAGGUUGUGGAAGAGUUAAUAUGGCUGUCUCAUACAUACACACCUGAGUCAGUGUGUUACAAAAGGAUGCACUCUUCCCCUUGCAGACAUUUCGGCUCGGUGACUUUUAGCUUGAGUAAAUAUUUUUUACUUUUUGCUUUAAAGGAUGAUGUUUGAGUUACGUCAAGCAGAGCAGUUUUUAACACAUCAAAUAUUCAACAUAACUAGUGCUUGCUACAAUGCCAAAUCAAACUUCCCCUCUGCGUUGACUCGUGGCAACAUCAAUUUCUGGUGGUGGUUUUAGGUGUUUUAAAAUUGUGAAACUUUGGCAUUAAUUUAAAUUUGUCAUUGUCAAACUAUCAACAAUGUUCUUUUAAACUCAAGAUGCUGUUGCAAAGGAACAAAAUGAAGUAAUUACCAUGACAUAAAGGUCAUUUACUAAGUAGAUGAAGGUUUUGCAGCUAUAGUGAAUGAAUGUUAGAUGUAUGACAGUAGGGGGCAGUGUUUAGCUGUGUCUUAAGGGCUGUACUCCAUCCUAAAAAGGAAAACCUGCUGUGCACUUACGGAUCUGUGGGCUCUGCCUGGGAUAUCUGGUGUGUGUGAAUGGACUGUUAUUGAACUAUGUGGACGGUGAUCAACAAGUAUCUGUUGAUAAUGUGUGUGCUGCCUUGCAAUAACUUAUACCUCUAAUGGUCAGUUACUGGUCCCACUGGUCAGCAGUGAAAAGAGGUUAUCAGUGUGUGUUCAUGUAAAUGUUUUUUCACGUGUGUCACUCAUUGUAUAUUGUCGAAACAGCAAAUGGAUAUGAAUUGAGUUCUGCUGAAUUAAAUGCAUAUACUUAUAGAUU
This is a messenger RNA of Myripristis murdjan (pinecone soldierfish), 2127 nucleotides long. RefSeq names its product sirtuin 5 (gene sirt5). The record is from RefSeq and is a predicted model, not a curated record. Lineage: Eukaryota; Metazoa; Chordata; Actinopteri; Holocentriformes; Holocentridae. The transcript has 9 exons. The coding region runs from base 113 to 1030 and encodes 305 amino acids. Gene Ontology annotation, cellular component: nucleus. Gene Ontology annotation, molecular function: protein-succinyllysine desuccinylase activity; histone deacetylase activity, NAD-dependent; protein-malonyllysine demalonylase activity.